This is a messenger RNA of Zasmidium cellare ATCC 36951, 5841 nucleotides long. RefSeq lists its product as uncharacterized. NCBI's taxonomy places the organism in Eukaryota, Fungi, Ascomycota, Dothideomycetes, Mycosphaerellales, Mycosphaerellaceae. The transcript has a single exon. Gene Ontology annotation, biological process: phosphatidylinositol-mediated signaling; phosphatidylinositol phosphate biosynthetic process. Gene Ontology annotation, cellular component: cytoplasm; plasma membrane. Gene Ontology annotation, molecular function: 1-phosphatidylinositol 4-kinase activity. The coding region runs from base 1 to 5841 and encodes 1946 amino acids. The record is from RefSeq and is a predicted model, not a curated record.
AUGCUGAACGAAAUCUACAGAACAACGCGCUCAACGCGGCGCAACGCACUCGACAAGCUCGCCCAGCUGUCCGCGCAGAGUGCUGCCACGAACGACGAUGAUCGCGAUAUCAAGAGGCUAUGCGCGCUGGGGAGACCAUACGUGGGCAACGCGACGAACGGCUCCAUCGAUGGGUCUGCGAAAGAGCGAGAUACGUCCUCAGUCCCCAUGAGCGUUAGGGAGCUGGAGGUCUUGAUAGCACUGUGCAAGGCCGCACCUUUGGUUCAGACAACGAAGGAUGCGGAGAGUCUAUUGCACCAGUUGGCUUCAUAUGUCGCCGAAGCCCAUCGACAGGCGUUCGCGCCCUCGCCGCUGCACCAACAUCUUCCACCAUGGGAGACGCUCGCGUACGAUCUGACAACUGCGGUCUUGGCUCUAGGUCUCAACCAUCCGUCGUUGAGGCCUCAGGCAUGGGACUGCAUCGAGAACACGAUUGAGCAGUUGACCAGCGCCGCUGAAAAGACUGUUUGGCUCAAGCCUCUCGAAAAUGGAGAAACUAAUUUCAAGGUCGACGAUCAGACGCUGAAGGCUGUUCAGUUGAACGUGUCCCUUGUCGGAUUUUUCCAUGGCAUUGCUAAAUAUGUUGCAGUCUGGUCGCCGGAACAGCGUAGCGCUCUCAUCCCGCAGUUGCGCCGGAUACUGUCUGAGGAGUUCAUGGUUUCUCUCGAAGGAGCUCUGUCCGCAGUGAGAAACAGCAGCACUACUUCCCGCAGCGUCAAGGAAUGGAAACGAUGGACCCGGCACUACGCAGCCCAGGGUCAUCCACUGGGUGCUAUGAUCUUGCAGCAGGCUUUCAUGAGUGUGGUCGAGGAAAGCGUGCUUGCAUUGGUGCCUCUCCGCGAACCCCUACGUGGAACAGAACUCCUCGAUUUCCUGAUGCAACAACCAAACCUUACGUCUUUGCGGGCCAAGAAUGCCACUACCAGCUCCCAGAUUGGAGUCCUAGCGCAGACUAUCACGAACGAGAUGAGAUAUCUGGAAGCUGAUGCCGACUUCCUCAAACUUGGAGCACCCUGGCAGCAACGACUGGCACGAGAGGUCAAGUCUAGCGCUUUGCGAAGCUUUCUAUGCUGCUGCAUUCUGGAUGGUGGAGGCCCCAACGCCGAAGUGCUGCACGCGGAUGUCUUGAAAGAAUGGCUGGACGCUGUGAGCGCCGACCCUACCCAAAUGGUUGAUGAAGACCUCGCGCGGACCGUAUUGAAGUCAUCUGCCAUCCUCGCCAACGUCUCUGCAGCGAUCGCUUCAGAUCUUACGAGAUCCUUCCCACGUCUCAUCGUCCAGGGCAAGAUGACAGCACCAACCGCCGCCGUGGCCAGCGAGUGUCUUGCUAGGAUCCUGAAGAACUGCCCUCAAGACGUUGUUAUCAGCACGCUUUACAACCUUGGGAAUGUGCUUAGUACCACUUCCACCAACGAGUCGAACAGCAAGUCACCUCUCUUUGAUGGUGUACUAAACGCCAAUCAGCCGAGCGACAACUUCUCGUCUCAACAGCCUUUCGGCAGCGCCAUCUCUCUCGUAAUAAGCGACAGCGAUGAGGAACAGACCGCAUCGGUGUACGGGGCUACAGUACAAGCGAUUGUCGCCAUUGCUAUUGCACGUAGCGAAGUCCAGCUCACGGCCCUGGUUAUCUCCAUGCUGGUUCAGAAAAUCGGCAGGAUCAACCCAUUCGUGGACGCCAGAGUUAUUAUCGAGAUCUCGGCUUUGGGUCUCUGUGGUGGUGUGAAUGAGCUCAAGACGCUUCUGAGACUCUACGCUCGUGUCGGUGGCGAUGCGCUCGUGCAGAAUAACACCCUGCUCAUAUCCGCCGUCAACGAAGCACGAAUUCGCCUUGCCAGCUGGAUCAAGAAAGACUCGCCAUUCUAUGAACUCUACCUCACGCAUUUGCUUGGUCUUUGCGUGGCCAGCGGCGACACUGCGGGAGAUCGAACGGUUGAUGUAGCACUGGCAUCCAAAACCAUAUCUCAGCUCUUCCGGCCGAUGGCAGUGCUGGCGUCCACUGACAACGAGAAUCUACCCGCUAUCCAAGACGAAGAAGAACUCCGAAGCCUAGGACGGGACACAUGGUUCAACAUCGUCGUCCACGGCUUCACGCUCAAUUCAAAUGCCGCGAAGGAACAUCUCGAAGAUCUGCAGACCCUCGCACUGUACAGCCUCCCACUCAUCGACGAAGCCCGCGUCGACAUGCCCGAAAGCAGCAUCGACCUCAACCCCGUCCUCCGUCGCGGCUCAGGUCCCCAAAACCUCGUCAGCCAAAAGCAAUCCCUCAUUGCCGCCCUCCCACAAUGCGAAUCCGACAUCAAAAGCCUCAGCUACACCGAAUGCAACUUCCUCAACGCCUCCCUCCUCGUCUCCACCCUCCGCGCUCGAGGCGGCGACUGCACAGCCGUCCUUCCCUAUUUCCUCGAGAACAAAGUCAAGACCACCGGUCUGGGGAAUUGUAUCCUCGCCGUCGCCAGCCAUAGCGUCGACGCCUACCUUCAACGAUGCCUCUCCGGCAAACGACAGGACUUCGCCGCCCCACAGAUCGCCAUCCAACUCGCCACCCUCUUCGAAGGCUGCUGCCACCGCAUCGCUAAAGUCCAGAACGCAGCAACACUAGCAUGUGAUCGGAUCAUCGCCGCGAUCCCCUCUGCUCUCGCACAGACGGCUUCGAUCUUCGCCUUGUUGGAGUUGUUGACGCUCAUGUGGAAGGCUUGUCUGGAUACCGAGACGGACGAGUAUGCGUGGAAAUCGCAUUACAGUUCAUCAAAGGGGAACGUCUCGGUGCAACUCUCAGAUGAUGUCAAGUUCCGACAGCAGACGCUUGCGUCGUUCCAUCAACGCUGUCGAUCUUGGGUCGCGAGGGCGAUUGAGGUUGCGCCGUUGGAUGUGAAAGGGAUUCUACAGGCUUACCUGGAAGACUACGAAGACGAUGGGUCGUACGGACAUAUCGCACUUGGAAGGUCUUUUGCCGUGGAACUGGGCUCGAUCAUCCCGAGCAGUGAUCAGAGACUUACGAGUCUGGAUCGUCAGGGCGUGAACGUCAAUACGGCGUCCGACUUCAUCGCGCAGUAUACCACACGACAGGAAUACCGACACCUCGACGGACGACUUGCCUCUUCUGCGGCGGAUGAAGAAUGGGCUCUAGUCGACUACAGCGGCAAAGUCCAGCCCGCGCUCAUCGAAGACCGCACCUCCGAAGAACGCGAACAUCUCCACGCCCUGCGUACCCUCUCCCAGCGUCUCAAAGACUCCCCUUCCCAAAUCCCCUUCGAAACCAUCCGUACCACCCUCCGCACGGCCGCUGGCCUCCUCUCCCGCGGCGCUGAUGUCGCCCUCAUCCAGGACCUCGUCUCCAUUCCCUUCCUGCUCUUCACGAAACAGUCCAUCAAUCUAGGAAUCUCCCUCUGGCUCGGCGUCGUGAAAGAACGGCCAUCGCUCGAAUCCCGCGUUCUCUGCGAAGUGGCAUCUGGUUGGGAAGCGACCGUGCGGCAGAAGAAGGGUUUCUUCAAAAGCGAUUCUUACCACUGGGAUCCUUUCUAUGUCAAGGAGGAGUUCGCGCCGAGCAGCUGGGAGGCGAUCAAGAAGAGGGAACAAGCGACGGGGAAUCUGAUCGCCCCGCAUUUGAGACUGACGCAUUUCCUCAGCAGUCAUUUCUCCGCGAGCAGGUUGACGAGUCCGAGCGUCGAGAGGGUGUAUACCCGACUCAUGAGGGUGACGUUGCUGGCGAUGAAGAAAACCGUCCCGCAGCCGUUGGCCCGGGAGGUACAUUUCCACAUCCUGCUGCUCGCGCUGAAAGUCCUGCGGUUCUCGGUCAGGUUAGACGGCGCCGCGCAGUGGAGGUUCAAAGAUGCGAUUUUGUCCGCCGGGUUGAGCUGGUUUGCGACGCCGCCCAAGUGGUCGUAUGGGAGCAAUCGAUUGCAGGUGAAAGCGGAGGUGAAGCUGCUGAACGAUGUUGCAAAUUUGAUGAAGGCGCUCGCGGGGAUUGGGGCGAGGAGUUCGAGGACGCUGCCGGGCUUGCAGGCGAAGCAGGAACUUUUGGCUCAUUUGAUCAGUCAUGAGAUUGGGCGACUUACCGUUUGGAUUGGACCGCUCGGGCAGGAGUCGAGGAGUAUUCUAUCUGGACACCAUGAAGGGACUGGACAGGAGAUGGCGAUUGCGGGAUUCCUCAAGACGGCCUGGGAUGAGGAUCCGAGGAUUGCGGUGCAGUUGGUCACGCGCUUCCCGAAGUCGCAGAAGAUUGCGAGUGAAGUGAGGAGGUUUCUACUUCACAGGCCGGAGAAGGCGAUCCUGGAGCCGGAUGCGCUGUAUGUCCUGCUGGGAUCGGAGUUGCCUGCGGAUGUCAAGACGCAGCUGAAGUAUCUCCUCUACUGGGCCCCGAUCAACCCCAUGGCCGCCGUGACGUACUUCCUACCUUCGUACGGAAACCACCCGUCCAUCGUGCAGUAUGCCGUCCGCGCACUGGAAAGCCACUCGGUCGACGUGACGUUCUUCUACGUGCCGCAGAUUGUCCAAGCCUUGCGGUAUGAUGCUCUGGGAUACGUUGAGCGCUACAUCAUUGAGACGGCCACCUUCUCCCAGCUCUUUGCUCACCAGAUCAUCUGGAAUAUGAAGGCCAAUGCGUACAAGGAUGAGGACUCGACCGAGCCGGAUCCUGUCAAGCCGGUGUUGGAUCGUGUGAUGGAUGCUCUCAUCGGUAGCUUCCUGCCGGAGGAUAAGGAGUUCUAUGAGAGGGAGUUUGACUUCUUUGGCAAGGUCACGGGCAUCUCUGGCACGUUGAAGCCGUUCAUCAAGAAGCCGAAGCCGGAGAAGAAGGCGAAGAUUGAGGAGGAGCUUCGAAAGAUCCAGGUCGAUCCUGGUGUGUAUCUGCCCAGUAAUCCGGAUGGAGUGGUGAUUGGGAUUGACCGCAAGUCGGGCAAGCCGUUGCAGUCUCAUGCAAAGGCUCCGUUCAUGGCAACUUUCAGGAUCCGCAAGGAGGAGGGCGAGAAUGCGGAAGAACAGCUUGUUCGAGGCAACGCGGCCAAAAAGAGGUCGUAUGAGAUCUGGCAGUCGGCCAUCUUCAAGGUGGGAGACGAUUGUCGGCAGGAUAUCCUCGCCUUGCAGCUGAUUGCGGCUUUCCGUGGGAUCUUCAACAACGUCGGGCUGGAUGUGUACGUCUUCCCAUACCGGGUGACUGCCACGGCACCAGGUUGUGGUGUCAUCGAUGUGCUGCCAAACUCCAUCUCUCGAGACAUGCUGGGCCGUGAAGCUGUCAAUGGGCUGUAUGAGUAUUUCGUAUCCAAGUAUGGGUAUGAGGACUCGAUCCGGUUCCAGGAAGCUCGCAGCAACUUCAUCAAGAGCAUGGCGGCGUAUUCGAUCAUCUCGUACCUGCUCCAAUUCAAGGACAGACACAACGGCAACAUCAUGGUCGACGACGCCGGUCACAUCCUGCACAUCGACUUCGGUUUCUGCUUCGACAUUGCACCGGGCGGUGUCAAGUUUGAGCGAGCUCCGUUCAAGCUCACGCCGGAGAUGGUGGCCGUCAUGGGCGGGUCGAGUCAGUCGCAGCCCUUCAAAGCGUUUGAAGAGCUUUGCAUCAAAGCGUUCCUGGCGUCGCGGCAAUAUGUGGAGCAGCUGGCGCACAUAGUGCUGACGAUGUUGGAUUCAGGCCUGCCAUGCUUCAAGCCGACGACGAUCCAGCACUUCAAGGAGCGGUUCGUGCUGGAGAAGUCGGACAGAGAAGCGGCGGAUUUUGUGCGGAAGUUGGUGCAUUGGAGCGAGCGGAGCUACUCGACCGGCGUGUAUGACUACUACCAGCUGCUCACCAACGGGAUCCCGUACUAG